Tribolium castaneum (red flour beetle) is the source of this 3967-nucleotide messenger RNA. RefSeq names its product myocardin-related transcription factor B. The transcript has 4 exons. Bases 156 to 2993 code for a protein of 945 amino acids. The record is from RefSeq and is a predicted model, not a curated record. Lineage: Eukaryota; Metazoa; Arthropoda; Insecta; Coleoptera; Tenebrionidae. Gene Ontology annotation, molecular function: transcription coactivator activity. Gene Ontology annotation, biological process: positive regulation of transcription by RNA polymerase II. Gene Ontology annotation, cellular component: nucleus.
GUCCGUUGCGUCGCCGAAGAAACAUCACAGAAACCGAACGCACACGACGACUCCUCCGGCAGAGAGAUGCCCCCGCGUUGCCCGCACAAGGGGGCGGUCGACUCGCAGCAGGGUGGUGGCGUGUGAGCCCAGCCGACCCCGGCAGCAGCUAGACCAUGCCCGUGAGCACGGGGUCACUCGGAGAACCUCGCGCCAAGCGCUGCAAACUCUGCGACGAGUCAAAUCACCGGAGUGAGCCGGGCUCUGGGUUUUGGCAGCUCCAAUUAGAUCGCGACUUGGUUGAUACCAUCUCCGCUAUUUACCCGGAGUGGUUUCAGAACAAUAUGGCCGAGGGAGGAUCGCCAUCGACUCCUAGGGAGUCACCGCCGAAGGCGGUGAUCGAUACAUCUCCACUCCACAUCGAUCAGAAUAAAGAAUCCCUCAAGGUGAAGUUGAUGCUACGGCGGCCGUUCGACCAGCUGGUAGCGCAAGGAAUCAUGCCUCCUCACAAGACGCCGGCGGCCUUCCACGGCCAGCGGCGGCAGCUGGAGCGGGCGAAGACCGGCGACAUGCUCAAGGCGAAGAUCCAGCAGCGGCCUCCGCGGCAAGAACUCGAAAGGCGGCAUAUUCUCGAGGCGGAUCCAGGUCACGUAGAUCCCAGUUUGGCGGAACGCCAACGAAUGCUGAAAAAAGCGCGCUUAGCGGACCAACUCAACGACCAACUAUCACACAGACCCGGUCCCCUUGAACUCAUCCAGAAGAACAUCCUCCACACGGAGGAGCCCAUCGAGCAGGCCGUGAAGACCGGCCGGAUACCGUACAAGGCCACCAGCGAGGGCCAACUCAACCGCCCUCAGCACCCCCAGAGUUAUGUCACUCCGGAGGACGACUCGCAAAGUUCCGAAGGCGAUAAUAUUGUCAGUCCAGGACCUAGUGAUGUUUUAGAGACCGCCGCGAAAUCGGCGGGUAUCGUGGUAUCGCUCAUUCCCGCCACCGAAGGCACGGUGGUGGUUACGACUGCCACCCCAGUGUUAAACAAAGACAACAGUGAAAUAGUGUUCGCUGAUUUGUGCAGAUCGGUCGCUGCGCCUCUUCUGCCCCAAGUAUCGGCCUCCAGUCCGGCGUCCCUAGUGUCUUCCACGUCCACUCUUAGUCCCUUAUCAUCAGUCGCUAGUCCUGUGCCUUCGGUUGUCUCACAACCGGCCACACCAGCACCACCCCCGCCACCACCUAUAGUACUUACACCUAGACCAAUCCAAUCACCUGCCAAAAGCGAUGCUCCCGGCAAGGACAAGAACAGAAAAAAAUCCAAGUCAAAAUCGGCCCCCAAAGCACGCACCAUUAAAUUCCAUGAAUAUAAGGGACCACCGAGUGCCCAAAAGAACUCAAACAAUAACAACAACAACGGAGAAAGCUCCUACGAUCUCUUAUUACAGCAACAAACCCUUUUACUGCAGUUUCAACUGCAGUUGCAGCACAAAUACCCCCAAAUUAUACUACCAGCUUCCCAAAAAACAAACAACGAAACAAAUAACAAUAACCCCCUACCGUCCCCAUCACCAUCAACUUCGUCAGAAUCAUCAACCCCCGCACGCCUUACAGGUCGCUUAGAAGACAUGAAAGUCAGCGAUUUGAAAGCCGAACUUAAACGCCGCAGCUUGCCAGUCUCGGGCUCCAAACCCCAAUUAAUCGAGAGAUUAAAACCAUUCACAGGAUCCGAUUCAUUAAAUCAGAAUAUUUCGUCAGUGGAUUCAACCCACAGCAAUUCGAGCAUGGACCAGUCACACAACUCCCCUCAAUACCAAGAAACCGGUUCACCUCAAGGUUCGGUGAAGGAAGAACCGGCCGAACAGAUGGAAAUUUCGGAUCCUAGAAGUCCUUUACCACAACAACAAAUCCAGGAACAAUUCCAACAAUUGCAACAACAAAUCGCUCAACAACAACAAAAUCAAGAAAACUCACAAAAAUCCCAAGAAGAAAUCGUACGAGAGCAGCAAAGACAAAUCGAGGAGUUGCAACGCGAGUUGACUCUCUCGAAGUUGCGGCUCCAGGAAGUGACUCGUGUCGAGCCCAAAGCCCAGUUGUUGGCCCUGCAGAAGCACCUGCAGGCGCGACAGCAGCAACAACAGCACCAACAACAGCAACAAAUCGCUUUGCAGAUGCAACAAUUGCAGGCGUUGCAAGCGCGACAAGCUCACGUUAACGAAGAACAACAAAGGAUACAACAACAGCAACAUGUGGCGUUCCAGAACCAGAAAAACAUGACUGGUGGGUUGGUUCUGAACGGUGCUGAUGCGGCUCUAGUGUUUAACCUAAUGCAAGGCAAAGCGAAAGUGGUCAAUGGGCAUGUGCGAACUAAUUCGUUACCAAGUUUCUUGAAUUCCAUUGUUCCAACGCCGGUAAUAGCGGCACCUGACGUUAAACCGGAAUAUAUUGAAGAUGUGAAGCCACCGCCGCCUCUCUACGAAGAAGCCACGAAGCAAAUCAACAAGAAGAACAACGUCAAGAGUCAGACUGUUGACGAUGUGUUGGAGAUUCUUAUCAAAAACGGGGAAUUGCCUCCGAGUGCAGCUCAAGACCCGUCGACUCCGGGCUCCGCCGGAACGAAGACAACCGAGCCGGUGUUCCCGAACAGUCCGGAGGCGGCUCUGGGUCUGGACCCGACCGAGAUUUUGGACACUUUGGACAACCUGGACAACAUGGACUUCACCCAGUUCGUGAUGGAGCUGGGCGACAACCAGCAGCAUUCGGACAACAACAACAUGCAGAGUGACCACGAGCAGAUGUCGGUGCCGAUGGACACGGACGAUUGGUUGGAGUCGCUGUGCGUCGAGAACGGACACAAUGGUGCGUGUACGGCGCCGCUGGCGUCGCAAGAGGCCGACCUGGUGGGCUAUGACCCCCUGCUCGGCAUCACUCAGGAUCCCUUCGAUCCGUUUAACUUAGAAGAGUUCCAGUCACCUGCCGAUUUGACCGCGUCGCUUUCUUGGGACAAAGUCGACUAUGCAGCGUAGUGCGCGUGCGCGAGUCUCCAUUUGCGGUGCCGCUUAUUCCAGUGAUGUGCGAUUCCACUCGGUAAGAAAUUGACAUUCCACUAACGGCCGCCAAGAUCGCCAGAGGGCGCGGGACCAGGGCGGCCCCAAUCGGCCAGGGAACACAUCAACAGAUGAUAUUGUACAUAUAUACUUGUAGUGGUAGAUAACGCUUAGGGUUUACAAAUUUCGUAAGACACGAGGUUUUAAUUUAUUUCAAGGCGGCGAUGAGACUGAGGUUUUUUUCUAAAAAAAGAAGCUGCAAAAAUAGAUUUUGAAAUAUUCCAUUUUCUGUGAAAGUUGCUCAUUGGAACGAAAUGACAAUUUCAUUUAACGCACCAAUUGGAUCAGUUAUGUGCCUCAGGUAGCAAGGGUUUUCUUUUUUACGUACUUUACUGUAUUUUUAUAGGGUUGAAAGGUUGAAUGUCUGAAUAAGUGGUUUUAUUUGGGAUUAGGUAAGGUGUACUUUUUAUGUAAUAAAUUGCCUUGAUUUAUAUGUAUAUUUUGCAUUUGAAGUAUCGUGUAUUUAUUAAAAUAUUUUAGGACGUUUGCUAAAAUUGAUUGUGAUUUUUCUUGUCUUUUCGCCGCUGUCAUUGAUUCUUGGAAUUUUUUACAACCGAGUGUCAAUGUCUGACUACCUGUACAGAUUGUUUUCUGACAAAGCCUUUAAUUGUUAAAUUAUUUCGAAUGUUAGACAUUUAUUUUGUUGACUAUUUGUAUUUAGGCAGCCCGUGCUCGGCUGCAACAGGAAUGUCGCGCUCUUAGAUUGCCUAAUUUAUUGUAUGAAAUAAGAACUUGAGAUGCCUUAUGAUGAUUAUACAUUGCCUCCUUGUGUUUGAAUAUGUUUCAACCCAUACUGUUCGAGGGAAACAUUUUACAACGGCUGCAAUAUUUUAUAAACAGUAUGCGGGUGAAAUGCUUCAUUCAUAAUGUAAUAAAAAUGUAAUUAAUCACAA